CGUGAGCCUGUGAGACCCCCAACCUUUGCUUUUGCUUUGAAACUAAGCAGCUCCAUUAUUUUCUCCUCUUCCCACUUCAUCUCCAACCUCCACUCCAGCCCUUUCGCCCUCAUUCUGCGUUUGCGACAAACCAAAAAGCUGUCCUGUGAGGGGUAUCAACAUUCUCUCCGCAAUCGCAUCGCACCCUCGCGCCCAAGAGCACGCCUGCUCGAUUCCACACGAACUCAAUCCUCAUGGACUCACAACAGUCAAUAGGCGGCGGAGGUAGACUCAAGAGGAAACAGUCUGGCAACAAAUCCAAAACCUUGCCCUGCCCGCACUGCCAGCGACUCUUUGCUCGACUAGAACAUCUUCAGAGACAUAUUCGUACCCACACAAAAGAGAAACCUUUCGUUUGCGAGAUCUGCAACAAGUCCUUUGCCCGCAGCGACCUUCUUGUUCGUCACGAGAGACUUGUCCACCCUGGAGAAGAGGAGCAACAUACCACAAGAAAGUCCCACAAACAUCAUCUGCUAAACGCGAACAAUGCUGCCAAAGCGGCCCAGGCGGCGCAAGAGGUGCACCGGACACACUCCAUGUCCUCAGAUCCCAUGGACAUGUCAUCGCAGCAGAAUCACUCUCUUCUCUCCCCGUCUGCUCCGCCCGAGCCAAGAGGGAUGAUGGACAUGCUCGAUCCUCAGCUGAUGCAACCCGCCAACGGCAUGCAUCCAGUUGAUGGCCUCACAGCGCAGCAGCAGAUGGGCGCGCCGCCUCUCGACCCUUCAUGGGGCUAUGACCUGAACCUCCUAUCACACGCUGCCAGCCACGUCGCGUCGAGUGGUCAAGAUCAUUACAUGUCUGGUCUUCCUCAGGUCACACAAGAACAGCUACACGAACCACUACAACAAAUCAUGCCACCUGUAUCGGAAGGCCAAUACCAGCCUAGGAUGCUUACAGAAGGCUACGGUCAGUCGGCAAACAUGUUCGAAACCCCAGACCUCGGUGACCCGAUGCAAGACUUCACAGUCUUUCUUGACAGUGUGGGCUUGUCCUCUGAGUGGUAUGCCAACAUGUUUGGUAAUGAUCAAGUGGAUAACUACCACACACCCGAUGGAAGGGCUGAUAAUCUCAACAUAUCAAAACCUAAUAUGAAUGGUGAGCCCCCCAUCGACAGCAAGCUCGCAAUUCCCCAAGCAGAAACAAGCACAUUCUCCCGAUUUGGUUCAAGAUUGCCGUCCCUUCAGCCAGAGUCUAAAGAACCUGAUUCCAAUCGACCAGAAACCCAAGCUGCGAUCGAGGAGGCCGAGGCUAUCAAGGUCAAAACCACCUGGGACGUGUCGGACUCAGACCGAUCGACUUUCGUCUCAAAGCUGGCCAACUUCGACAAUGUCAUGCCAAAAGGCUUCAUUCCUCCAUCAAGACAUUCCCUGUCUCGCUAUCUGGCAGGAUAUAUUAAUGGUUUCCAUGAACAUCUACCCUUCAUACAUGUCCCUACACUACAAGUAGCCGCCAGUGCUCCUGAAUUGAUUCUGGCCUUGUCUGCUGUGGGAGCACAAUAUCGCUUCGAGAAUAGUCGGGGCAUAGAGCUUUUCUACGCCGCCAAAGCCGUGGUCUUGGAACAGAUCAAGCGUCGCGAUGAUACAGCAAGUUCUUACCAGUGGAAUAGACCACGGACAGGAUCCUUGGCACAAUCGCCAGGUGGGGGUUUCACAAACCAGAGUCACUCAAGCAGCCCCUUCCAACAUGUCACGCCGGACACUAUUGUGGUCGCGGACGGAGGAAAAGACCAAUUGCAGUCAAUACAAGCACUUCUGCUUUUGACUGCAUUUGCGACGUGGGAGAGGCACAGUGAGCUCCUGCGCGAAGCUCUGGCGUUUCAAAGUACGCUUGCGCGGCUUGUCCGCGAAUCUGGCCUCGUCAGUCCUGAGAUCAUACAGUCCCCAGAAGACUUGACCUGGGAAGACUGGGUCAAAGCCGAGGGUGAAAAGCGGACAAAGCUGAUUGUCUAUUGCUUCUUCAAUCUUCACUCUAUCACAUGGAAUGUUCCCCCUCUCAUUCUCAAUUCGGAAAUCAAGCUCAGCCUGCCUGAUCCCGCGAAUGAAUGGAAAGCUACGAGUGCUGAGCAGUGGAAGAAGCUCCAUUCAGCCAACGACGCCCCCCAAGUCCCUUUCCAACAAGCCAUUGCGAGACUGUUCAACAACCAGCCCCUACCACCAGUCACGCCUAUCUCACCUUUGGGAAAUUAUGUGCUCAUUCAUGCACUCAUUCAACAGAUCUUUUUCGCCCGACAACUUUCACAAUCCUGGCCCGGUGUAGCAGGCUCAAGUCUGCGGAUAGAAGAUAUCACAAUUCUUGACGCGGGUCUUGGUGCGUGGAAAGCAGGCUGGAAACGCGCACCUGAGUCGAGUCUUGAUCCUCAAAACCCCAAUGGACCAGUGGCUUUCACAUCUACCGCGCUUCUGGGACUAGCAUACAUCCGACUUCACGUCGACAUGGGCCCGCUUCGUCAUCUCGAAACCCGCGAUGCCGCCCAGAUCGCCGCCUCCCUUCUCACGACUCCAGACAUUCGCCGCGACCCUCGACUCACGCCGGCGCUGCUUCACUCCGCGCACGCGCUGUCGAUUCCCGUUCGGCUGGGUAUCGACUUUGUUGCCCGCACACAGACAUUUUUCUGGUCCAUACAACACUCACUAUGCAGCCUAGAAUGUGCAUUCCUGCUGAGCAAGUGGCUCGCCGUGCUGGCAAAGUUGAAGUCCGAAGGCGGCGCCCCUGUGACCGAGCACGAGCGUAAAUUGCUACUGUGGGUCCGGAGCCUGCUUGACGAGACUGAGAUGACUGUGCCGCUGAACGGUGAUGCUAAUGACCACACUGUGCUCAACGAGAGCAGGGAGUUGCUGGAUGAUACGAAUAAGAUGCGCGCUUUGAGUGUCGCCGUCGUGCGUGUUUGGAGCAAGACGUUCAAGGGUAAUACGAGCUGGGCGAUUGUUGACAUGAUUGGUUCAGCCCUUGAAAUCUAUGCCGAUAUGCUUGAGCAUGAGAUGUUUGAAGCCCAGUAAUGGGGUAUUGCUUGUGGCAUUCUCCGGCCAACAGCGGGUACUUUGUUUUUUGAGUCUGCGGGCGCAAUGGUCGUCGGGAAAAGGAGCGCAAAAAUGGUUUCUGGAGUUGGGUUUGUUUAUCGGGUUAUCACGCACGUUUCAUGAGAUUUUCAGUUUCGUUCUGGGUUGAUCGAUUGCAAGAGACAGCAGCGAAGUACUGCUUGCGCGCGGGUGUCGGAGUGAUGGAUGAUUUUUGCAAUGGAGACGAGUCUGGAGUCAUGCUUGCUCCUGUGGCCGAAACGAAACAUCCCAAAGUGUUUCGCCAGGACGUAGAAAAGAAAACCGUAUCAUCAAAUGAAAGGCUUACCUUCUA
This is a messenger RNA of Exophiala viscosa, 3387 nucleotides long. RefSeq names its product transcription factor STE12. Gene Ontology annotation, cellular component: chromatin. The record is from RefSeq and is a predicted model, not a curated record. Gene Ontology annotation, biological process: regulation of transcription by RNA polymerase II; DNA-templated transcription. NCBI's taxonomy places the organism in Eukaryota, Fungi, Ascomycota, Eurotiomycetes, Chaetothyriales, Herpotrichiellaceae. The transcript has 2 exons. The coding region runs from base 234 to 3035 and encodes 933 amino acids. Gene Ontology annotation, molecular function: RNA polymerase II cis-regulatory region sequence-specific DNA binding; DNA-binding transcription factor activity, RNA polymerase II-specific; zinc ion binding.